Messenger RNA from Lagenorhynchus albirostris (white-beaked dolphin), 3392 nucleotides. RefSeq names its product calcium sensing receptor (gene CASR). Gene Ontology annotation, molecular function: calcium ion binding; G protein-coupled receptor activity. The transcript is spliced from 6 exons. Lineage: Eukaryota; Metazoa; Chordata; Mammalia; Artiodactyla; Delphinidae. Gene Ontology annotation, cellular component: membrane. The coding region runs from base 1 to 3276 and encodes 1091 amino acids. The record is from RefSeq and is a predicted model, not a curated record. Gene Ontology annotation, biological process: regulation of calcium ion transport; detection of calcium ion; G protein-coupled receptor signaling pathway.
AUGGCAUUUUAUAGCUGCUGUUGGAUCUUCUUGGCUUUUACCUGGUGUACUUCUGCCUAUGGGCCUGACCAGCGAGCCCAGAAGAAAGGGGACAUUAUCCUCGGGGGGCUCUUUCCUAUUCAUUUUGGAGUAGCAGCCAAAGAUCAAGAUCUAAAGUCGAGGCCGGAGUCUGUGGAAUGUAUCAGGUAUAAUUUCCGAGGAUUUCGCUGGCUACAAGCUAUGAUAUUUGCCAUAGAGGAAAUAAACAGCAGCCCAGCCCUUCUUCCCAACAUGACCCUGGGAUACAGGAUAUUCGACACUUGCAACACUGUUUCUAAAGCCCUGGAAGCCACCCUGAGUUUUGUGGCCCAGAACAAAAUCGAUUCUUUGAACCUUGAUGAGUUCUGCAACUGCUCAGAGCACAUCCCCUCUACUAUCGCCGUGGUGGGAGCGACUGGCUCAGGCAUCUCCACAGCGGUGGCAAACCUGCUGGGGCUCUUCUACAUCCCCCAGGUCAGCUAUGCCUCUUCCAGCAGACUCCUCAGCAACAAAAAUCAGUUCAAGUCCUUCCUCCGUACCAUCCCCAAUGAUGAACACCAGGCCACCGCCAUGGCUGACAUCAUCGAGUACUUCCGCUGGAACUGGGUGGGCACAAUUGCAGCUGAUGAUGACUAUGGUCGGCCAGGGAUCGAGAAGUUCCGAGAGGAAGCUGAGGAGAGGGACAUCUGCAUCGACUUCAGUGAACUCAUCUCCCAGUACUCUGAUGAGGAAGAGAUCCAGCAAGUGGUGGAGGUGAUACAGAAUUCCACAGCCAAAGUCAUCGUCGUCUUCUCCAGUGGCCCAGACCUGGAACCCCUCAUCAAGGAAAUCGUCCGGCGAAAUAUCACGGGUAGGAUCUGGCUGGCCAGCGAGGCCUGGGCCAGCUCUUCCUUGAUCGCCAUGCCUGAAUACUUCCAUGUGGUCGGAGGCACCAUUGGAUUCGCUUUGAAGGCUGGGCAGAUCCCAGGUUUCCGGGAAUUCCUGCAGAAAGUCCAUCCCAGGAAGUCUGUCCACAACGGUUUUGCUAAGGAGUUUUGGGAAGAAACAUUUAACUGCCACCUCCAAGAAGGUGCUAAAGGACCAUUACCCAUGGACACCUUCCUGAGAGGUCAUGAAGAAGGUGGUGGUAGGAUAAGCAACAGCUCCACCGCCUUCCGACCUCUCUGUACAGGGGAUGAGAACAUCAGUAGUGUCGAGACCCCUUACAUGGAUUAUACACAUUUACGGAUAUCCUACAAUGUCUACUUAGCCGUCUACUCCAUUGCUCAUGCCCUGCAAGAUAUAUACACCUGCAUACCUGGGAGAGGGCUCUUCACCAACGGUUCCUGUGCAGAUAUCAAGAAGGUUGAAGCUUGGCAGGUCCUGAAGCACCUACGGCACCUAAACUUUACCAACAAUAUGGGGGAGCAGGUAACUUUCGAUGAAUGUGGAGACCUGGCAGGGAACUAUUCCAUCAUCAAUUGGCACCUCUCCCCAGAGGAUGGCUCCAUAGUGUUUAAGGAAGUUGGAUAUUACAAUGUCUAUGCCAAGAAAGGAGAAAGGCUCUUCAUCAAUGAGGAGAAAAUCCUGUGGAGUGGAUUCUCAAGGGAGCCCGUCACUAUUGUGAUCUCUGUCCUCCAGGUGCCUUUCUCCAACUGCAGCCGAGACUGCCUAGCAGGGACCAGGAAAGGAAUCAUUGAGGGGGAACCCACCUGCUGCUUUGAGUGCGUGGAGUGUCCCGACGGGGAGUAUAGUGAUGAGACAGACGCGAGUGCCUGUGACAAGUGCCCUGAUGACUUCUGGUCCAAUGAGAACCACACUUCCUGCAUUGCCAAGGAGAUUGAGUUUCUGUCCUGGACUGAGCCCUUUGGGAUCGCACUCACCCUCUUUGCUGUGCUGGGCAUUUUCCUCACUGCCUUCGUGCUGGGCGUCUUCAUCAAGUUCCGCAACACGCCCAUUGUCAAGGCCACCAACCGAGAGCUCUCCUACCUCCUCCUCUUCUCCCUGCUCUGCUGUUUCUCCAGCUCCCUGUUCUUCAUUGGGGAGCCCCAGGACUGGACCUGUCGCCUGCGCCAGCCGGCCUUUGGUAUCAGCUUCGUGCUCUGCAUCUCGUGCAUCCUGGUGAAAACCAACCGCGUCCUCCUGGUGUUUGAGGCCAAGAUUCCCACCAGCUUCCACCGCAAGUGGUGGGGGCUCAACCUGCAGUUCCUGCUGGUCUUCCUCUGCACCUUCAUGCAGAUCGUCAUCUGUGCCAUCUGGCUCAACACCGCGCCCCCCUCGAGCUACCGCAACCACGAGCUGGAGGAUGAGAUCAUCUUCAUCACCUGCCACGAGGGCUCGCUCAUGGCACUGGGCUUCCUGAUCGGCUACACCUGCCUGCUGGCUGCCAUCUGCUUCUUCUUCGCCUUCAAGUCCCGGAAGCUGCCGGAGAACUUCAACGAAGCCAAGUUCAUCACCUUCAGCAUGCUCAUCUUCUUCAUCGUCUGGAUCUCGUUCAUUCCCGCCUACGCCAGCACCUACGGCAAGUUUGUCUCUGCCGUGGAGGUGAUCGCUAUCCUGGCAGCCAGCUUUGGUUUGCUGGCCUGCAUCUUCUUCAACAAGGUCUACAUCAUCCUCUUCAAGCCAUCCCGUAACACCAUCGAGGAGGUGCGCUGCAGCACCGCGGCUCACGCCUUCAAGGUGGCGGCCCGCGCCACGCUGCGCCGCAGCAAUGUCUCCCGCCAGCGGUCCAGCAGCCUUGGGGGCUCCACGGGAUCUACCCCCUCCUCCUCCAUCAGCAGCAAGAGCAACAGCGAGGACCCCUUCCCGCAGCCCAAGAGGCAGAAGCAGCAGCAGCCGCUGGCCCUGACCCAGUGCGCGCAGCAGCCGCAGCCGCGGCCGCCCUCGACCCUGCAGCUGCAGCAGCAAUCGCAGCAGCAACCCAGAUGCAAGCAGAAGGUCAUUUUCGGCAGUGGCACAGUCACCUUCUCGCUGAGCUUUGACGAGCCUCAGAAGAGCGCCAUGGCUCACAGGAAUUCCACGCACCAGAACUCCCUGGAGGCCCAGAAAAACAACGACGCCCUGACCAGACACCAGGCGUUACUCCCGCUGCAGUGCGGGGAGACAGACUCGGAACUGACCGCCCAGGAGACAGGCCUGCAGGGGCCUGUGGGUGGGGACCACCAGCCAGAGAUGGAGGACCCGGAAGAGAUGUCCCCAGCACUUGUAGUGUCUAAUUCACGGAGCUUUGUCAUCAGCGGUGGAGGCAGCACUGUCACAGAAAACAUGCUGCGUUCCUAAAACGGACGGAGAAGGCCAGUCCAGGGGGAAUUCCAGAGAGGUUUCCUGGGAUCACGGUCUCCGACAGGGAUGAGGAAUCGCCCCAGACUCCUUUCCUCCAGGAAGGAGGAAUAAGA